Molecule: messenger RNA, 939 nt
Organism: Histoplasma mississippiense
Lineage: Eukaryota; Fungi; Ascomycota; Eurotiomycetes; Onygenales; Ajellomycetaceae
Exons: 4
Coding region: 1-939 (312 amino acids)
Source: RefSeq, a predicted model, not a curated record
AUGGCACACCAACCCCAAGGGCAGCCUCCCCACGGAGGAUACUAUCCCCUCGCAUAUCCUCCCCCGCCCCAGAACUACAACUAUCCAGCCCCAGGAGGCCAAACUAGCCCAUCAUUUCCUCCCCCUCCAGCUGGUGGUCAAACCUCUCCGCCGCCUCCACCUCAAGCUUCACCUCUUCCUGAAAAAUCGCCCCUUGGACCUGAUGGAGCUCCACCCCCGAGUCAAUUUGUUGGCGUGCAGUCUACAUCCGCGGAUGAUGUUGGCACAUUCAAUGGUGGUAGCUAUCGGAUUAGUCACCGCGACUCGAAUACCAUCUUGACCAUCCAGUUGGCUAUGGGAUGCCCACUGACCGCUAAGCCAGGCGCAAUGAUUGCAAUGUCUCCCACCAUGACUCUGAAAGGAUCCAUCAAAUUUUCGAUGAAGAAACUCAUUGCUGGUGGAGAGAUGUCAAGUUCGACGUAUACGGGGCCUGGAGAACUUCUCCUCGCUCCGACAAUGCUUGGUGACAUCAGCGUUUUGCGUCUCAACGGCCAUGAGACAUGGUCUGUUGGCAAAGAUGCAUUCUUAGCCGCUACUCAGGGCGUUGUCAAGGAUUACAAGAACCAGGGUCUAAGUAAAGCAUUAUUCUCCGGCGAGGGAUUGUUUGUGUAUAAAAUCUCCGGGAUGGGCCUGUUGUUCAUGCAGAGUUUUGGUGCGAUUAUCAAGAAAGACCUUGCGGAUGGUGAGAAGUACAACGUCGACAAUGGCCACCUCGUCGCCUGGAGCUGCAAGUAUGUCAUGGAGCGGGUCGCUUCCGGUGGUCUCAUCUCUGGGAUGACCUCCGGUGAAGGGCUGGUUUGCAAAUUUACUGGUCCUGGAAGCGUAUAUUUACAGACAAGGAACCCGUCUUCGUUUGCAGCUUGGGUCAUGGCGAACGGUGGGGCCGGCGGAGGGGCGUAA